Molecule: messenger RNA, 1078 nt
Organism: Talpa occidentalis (Iberian mole)
Lineage: Eukaryota; Metazoa; Chordata; Mammalia; Eulipotyphla; Talpidae
Gene: SPSB3
Product: splA/ryanodine receptor domain and SOCS box containing 3
Exons: 7
Coding region: 29-1072 (347 amino acids)
Biological process (GO): proteasome-mediated ubiquitin-dependent protein catabolic process
Cellular component (GO): SCF ubiquitin ligase complex
Molecular function (GO): protein binding
Source: RefSeq, a predicted model, not a curated record
CGCCCGCCGGCCAGAGAUCCUGCCCACCAUGGCCAGGCGCCCCCGGAGCAGCAGGGCAUGGCCCUUUGUCCUGAGCGCAGCCCGCCGGGACACCGACACCCGGCCCGCGGCUCUGGCAGGGACCGGCCAUACCUGCGGGUACAACUCUGAUGGGCAGCACAGCGACUCAGACUCGGACCCCGAGUGCGCGGCCCUGCCGCCGUCUGUCCCCAGCGCCGUGCCCGUGACCGGGGAGUCCUUCUGCGACUGCGCCGGCCAGAGCGAGGCCUUCUGCGGCAGCCUGCACGCCGCACGCCGGGGCAAGGACUGCCGCUGCGGGGAGGAGGACGAGGACUUCGACUGGGUGUGGGACGACCUGAACAAGUCCGCAGCCGCCCUGCUGAGCUGCGACAACCGCCAGGUGAGCUUCCACACGGAGUACAGCUGCGGCACGGCGGCCAUCCGGGGCACCAAGGAGCUGGGGGACGGCCAGCACUUCUGGGAGAUCAAGAUGACCUCGCCCGUCUACGGCACUGACAUGAUGGUGGGCAUCGGGACGUCGGAGGUGGACCUGGACAAGUACCAGCACACGUUCUGCAGCCUGCUGGGCCGGGACGAGGACAGCUGGGGCCUGUCCUACACCGGGCUGCUCCACCACAAGGGCGACAAGACGAGCUUCUCCUCGCGCUUCGGCCAGGGCUCCAUCAUCGGCGUGCACCUGGACGCCUGGCACGGGACGCUGACCUUCUUUAAGAACAGGGAGUGCAUAGGAGUGGCGGCCACCAAGCUCCAGAACAGGAAGUUCUACCCGAUGGUCUGCUCCACCGCGGCCAAAAGCAGCAUGAAGGUCAUCCGCUCCUGCGCCAGCGCCACCUCCCUGCAGUACCUGUGCUGCUACCGCCUGCGCCAGCUGCGGCCCAACUCCGGGGACACGCUCGAGGGCCUGCCCCUGCCGCCCGGCCUCAAGCAGCUGCUGCGCCACAAGCUGGGCUGGGUCCUGAGCAUGCGCUGCGGCCGCCGCCAGCCCCCCGCGGCCGCUCCCAGCAGCCCCGAGCUCAGGCGCUGUCCACGGAAGCGCUGCCGACGGACCUAGCGGACC